Messenger RNA from Trichomycterus rosablanca, 4364 nucleotides. It is a transcript of the gene plcd3a, whose product is annotated as phospholipase C, delta 3a. Gene Ontology annotation, biological process: lipid metabolic process; release of sequestered calcium ion into cytosol; phosphatidylinositol-mediated signaling. The record is from RefSeq and is a predicted model, not a curated record. Bases 38 to 2392 code for a protein of 784 amino acids. The transcript is spliced from 15 exons. NCBI's taxonomy places the organism in Eukaryota, Metazoa, Chordata, Actinopteri, Siluriformes, Trichomycteridae. Gene Ontology annotation, molecular function: phosphatidylinositol-4,5-bisphosphate phospholipase C activity; calcium ion binding.
ACUGAAACGGGGCAGGAGCGGACAGGACAGGAGAACCAUGCUGAGGAAAAAGUUACAAACACGGGUGCAGAAUGACCAGCCUAAAGCCAGCGAGCCAAAGAGCCCCGAGUCUCUGCGGAAAUUUGGUUUGAUGAACAAUAAGGACGUGCAGGUGAUGCUGAAGGGAUCAAAGAUGGUUAAGGUGCGUUCCUCCAGCUGGCAGAAACCUCGCAGUUUCACACUGAUGGAAGACUGUGUCACUGUGUUUUGUGAAUCCUUCAAGACCUUGGGCAAAGCCAAGAAAGACCAGGCCUUCUGUGUGACUGAGGUGGAGUGUGUGCGGGAAGGCUGUCAGUCUGAAUGUCUCCGGCGGCUGUCUGGUUCCUUUCCGGAGGCUCAGUGCUUCACACUGGUGUUUCGCGGUGGCAGGAAGAGUCUGGACUUGUACUGCUCAUCGCGGGAGGAGGCGCAGUGCUGGGUGCGGGGCAUCCGCACGCUUAAAGACCGCAUCUCUAACAUGAGCCAGAAGGAGAAGCUCGAUCACUGGAUCCGAAGCUAUCUAAAACAAGCAGAUGUGAACGGGGACGGGAAGAUGAGCUAUGAUGAGGUGAAACAUCUGCUGAAGAUGAUCAACAUAGACCUUAAUGAGCAGUAUGCACGGACACUCUUCAAGAAGUGUGAUCGGUCAUGUGAUGGCCGGUUGGACCACAGGGAGAUCGAGGAGUUCUGUCGGGAGCUCAUGAGACGGCCCGAGCUGGACUCUGUGUUUCGACAUCACUCCAGUAACGGCUGCGUGCUGUCCACCCUGGAGCUGCGAGACUUUUUGGGUGAUCAGGGUGAAGAUGCCUCACUGGGGCAUGCGCAGAAGCUCAUUCAGACCUACGAGUUCAACGACUGGGCCAAGAAGAACCUGUUCAUGACUCUGAACGGCUUCACCAUGUACAUGCUGUCCAACGAGAACGACGUGUUUAACCCCGACCACGCGCGCGUGUACCAGGACAUGAGUCGGCCUCUGGCUCACUACUUCAUCUCCUCCUCCCACAACACCUACCUCACUAAAGAUCAGGUGACCAGUGAGAGCAGUACUGAGCCUUACAUCAGGGCUUUGAACCAGGGCUGCCGCUGUGUGGAGUUGGACUGCUGGGAUGGAGACAAGGGGGAGCCUAUGAUCUACCAUGGACACACACUGACUUCUAAAGUGCCCUUUAAGGAGGUCAUCGAAACCAUCGCUCAGUAUGCCUUUAAAGCGUCUCCGUAUCCUCUGAUCUUGUCUCUGGAAAAUCAUUGCUCUGUGGAACAGCAGGCCAUCAUGGCUCAGCACCUUCGAUCCAUUCUCGGCUCAGCUCUCCUCACCAAGCCUCUCACGGGCAAGACGCUGAAUCAGCUGCCCUCACCGGAGGAGCUGAAGGGACGGAUCCUGGUGAAGGGGAAGAAGCUAAGUAACGACCUGGAGAAGACGAACAGCACAACCAGCUUUUCAUCCAGCUCAGACGAGGAGACAGUAAGUGGGUCCAAGAGUCCUAACAAAAGGGAUCCAGGGAAGCCUCUGAGCUCUUCUAAGAUAAGUCCUGAGUUGUCGGAUCUGGUGGUGUACUGUAACAGCAUGCCGUUCCCUGGGUUUGAUGCGGCCAGAGACAGACCUCCGAGUGAGAUGUCUUCGUUCUCUGAAAAUGAGGCACUUAAACUCAUGAAAGACUCAGGAAAAGUCUUUGUGAGACACAACAGUCAACAGCUGAGCCGGAUUUACCCAUCAGGCCAGAGGCUGCAGUCUUCUAACUACGACCCACAAGACAUGUGGAACGGAGGCUGUCAGAUGGUUGCUCUGAACUUUCAGACGCCAGGAGAGCAGAUGGAUCUUAACCGGGGCCGUUUCCUACCCAACGGGAGAUGUGGCUACGUGCUGAAACCAGACUUCCUGUGUCUGCCAAAUUCUAACUUCAACCCUGAAAACACCGGUGGAGGACCCGGACACGUACCCACCCAGCUCACCAUACGAGUGAUUUCUGCCCAGCAGUUACCCAAACUCAACACACACAAGCCUAACUCUAUAGUGGAUCCACAAGUUUGGGUGGAGAUCCACGGAGUCUCUAUCGAUAAAGCCCGUUCGAAAACUCCUCGCAUCGACAAUAAUGGUUUUAACCCUCGCUGGGAUUGCACGUUGAGCUUUCAGCUGCAGAUUCCAGAGCUGGCUCUUGUGCGCUUUGUAGUGGAGGAUCAUGACCACAAGAGCAAGAAUGACUUUGUCGGCCAGUUUACCAUUCCCUUCACCAGUCUGCGCACAGGUUACCGUCACAUACACUUACUGAAAGCAGACGGCUCGAGCCUCUCUCCAGCUACACUCUUCAUCCACGUCAAAGUCUCACGCAGAGGAAGUGCCAUCAAAACCGUCUCAGAGCGAAUGGGUAAAGUGUGACCCCCUUCAGCCCCUUACCCAUGGUGAUCUGAGGACACACCGUCCAAAGUGGUAGAGCUGGAUUAGGUUAGAGAGGAACAGGAGCAGCCAGGCUUCUACAUUACCUCCAAAAGAAUCAUGCUGAUGGUUUUGUCGUGCGCCAUACAGAGAGAGAAUCUCACUGUGCUUUCCAGGCCUGGAGCUUGGUGUUGACGUGGCGUCUCUGUGGCCAAUGUAGACAUGCUUUAGUAAAGAGCUGACAGUGAUCAGCACCUCUGAAAUAUUACUCCUGACAUAGCAGAGUACUGAAUAACGUGAUAGAAGCUGACUGACGUGUAAGAAAUUUGAUAUUUUACAUGCUUUUAGAUCGAAAGUAUUUUUUUUUUAUAAAUGACUAAUUAAAUGAUAAUUUGGUGUCAGAUGUUUUGUGCAAGUAGCUUUCAGAAAUACUAAACUUUGUGCAAUUUUAAAAAUAAGCGGUUUUAAAUAGUACCGGUCUUCAUGCUGGCAGAAUUAAAAUGUGAAAAUGUGUCGGGAAUGUGUUGAUGGAAUGGCAAAUUAGGAUCAAAUGUGCACAGAAUUUCCGUACAUAAAUAUAGUACUGUAUAGAAUCUAUAGCAAUGUGUAAUUUGGGUACCAUCUGUUUCGCUUUACUGGAACUCUGUGAGUUGCCCCAUGUUGCAUAUAUAUAUGGAUAAAAGUCACUUGUAGAGCUGUUUUUAACAGGAUUCGAAUGUGGCCUAGUGUCUUUUAUUGUUGUGCCAUCCGAGCACUUUUUAAAAAUGUAUUUUAAUGUACUUUAUUCUUAAAUACAUUUAGUACAGUGUACCUAAAAGUAUUUCUCAAAACCUGGCCUACCAUACCAUCAUCGGCCGUCAGAUUGUCGAUCAUUUCAUAAAGGUGCAGCCUGAUUUAACAGCUUCUUACCUGAAGUCACUCUAAACCUAAUUAAAAAGCAUACAUUAAGAAAAAACAUUACAUCGUUUUGCAGUAGUGAAGUCAGGUAGUGAGUAUUACAAAAAUGGUAAGGAGCCUAUAAUGUUUCAUGAUGCGUAUACUAUGAUGCAUAUAAACAGACUAAGCUGAUUCACUCACAUGCAUUCACGUAUGUCUAAGAUUGAUCGAUUGACACCUUGAUUAAUAGGAAAAUGAAAAUGGCAUCCCUCCCACCCACAGUGCAGGACCAAAUGUGCUCUUUUUAACUUUUGGCCACAGAUGGCUCUGGCGGUGUUGAUGCUACAACCAUUGUACUAUUAGUCAAACAACUUUCUGUUGCACCAGUUGGGUGGCCUGAAUGUUGAGGGUAAAUUGUAGGUGUUUGUGUGUUUAUGCUAUUGUCUUAUAUCCCAUGUAAUUAAAAAGUCAAGCCGAAAGUGUAUGUAUGCCAAACAUAUGUGGUAUUCAGGCAUGUUUGGGCGGCAGGAGUUUGAGGAGAAAAGUUGUUCAGUAUAUAAUAAUUGGUUAGCUGAACUCGGUUGGUUAUUACUGACUUAUUCUAACCUUAAACCAUAAAUAGGCUGCAAUGGCACUUUAAAAUGUGUAGAUUUUGAACACUGAAAUGAUUUUGUGGUUACCUGAGGACAGUAUUUGUAAAAUAAAAGACUAAAUGGAAGUUGGUGUAAUGAAGUAAAAGCUGUGCUAAAGUAAAACUGCCACAGUUUAGAUGUACUAGCCUAAGUGUAAUUCAUUUGUAAUUGAUUGAUAUGUGUGUUAUUAAUAAAACUGUUGUGUGUGUUGUUUUAUAUACCGAAGCCUAUUUGUGUUUAGAUUAGAUACUAAAUAUAGAUUUUAUAUAUUUACAUCUUUUUAAUUUUUUAAUAUAUACAUUAAUUAUUAAAUGAUUUAAGGUCAUUAAAACCUGACAACCUGAAAGUGUUUAAGGGGCUUCAGUGUAUUUUUAUAUGCUUAUCUUUAUUAAACCUUUUCAUUUAUUGUACCCUGGUACUUUGAAAUAAUGUAUUAAAUAAAUAAAGCAUGUUUACAGUCUUUAUAA